Hydatigera taeniaeformis is the source of this 702-nucleotide messenger RNA. Lineage: Eukaryota; Metazoa; Platyhelminthes; Cestoda; Cyclophyllidea; Taeniidae. The record is from the annotation of a GenBank genome assembly.
CUGAUUCGGUUACUUACAGCCUCUCCUAAGCCCAACGUUUCGAUAAUUUUCGACACUCCUGAGGCCUCACCUCUCCCCAUAAAGUCCUUCAAAUCCUCCACCGGUGACAUUGUACAGCCUCCCUUUGCCACGCAAUUCCAACCCUCCUCGUCGACUCAACUCUACCGAAAGCCGCGUCGCUCCAGUCUUGUGACUCAGCGCCACAUUCUCGUUAUGGCCAAACGGGCUGCCGAAGGUCGCACUGAUAUCCUCUCUCGAGAGGGUAAUUAUGAUGGUCUCAACUACGCCCCAAUGCAUCAAGUAAAUCUCGGAGCCUCCUCAUCUUUUUCUACAAUUGCGAGUCAGCGAGCCAAAAUGAUGGUCCAAAUGGCAGUCAGUCAAGCCUCACAGAAAAAACCUCGUCAAAUGAAACGAGUUGUCGACGAUGCUGCUGAAAAUUUUGCUGAUAGAAGCUUCGUCUUUGAGGAUAGUACUGAAACAUCACUGCAACCGAUGAAGGAGAGACGACCCCUAACCCUGGAAAGUCAGGAGAUGCGCGCCUUGGAUGAAGUUUUUAGCGAUUUUGUAAAAGCGGAUCCUGGACGGGGAGUAAGUUCGGAAGUGAAGAAGACACUUGGAGAGUCUUUAGUGGGAAAUGUCGUCUUGGAACCAUCGUUUGUUGAUGCGCUAGACGAAGAAUGGGGGGAUGGGUUCGAUGAGUGA